Messenger RNA from Pieris rapae (cabbage white), 1265 nucleotides. Its product is annotated as syntaxin-1A. Gene Ontology annotation, cellular component: membrane. Lineage: Eukaryota; Metazoa; Arthropoda; Insecta; Lepidoptera; Pieridae. Bases 119 to 1000 code for a protein of 293 amino acids. The transcript is spliced from 8 exons. Gene Ontology annotation, molecular function: SNAP receptor activity. The record is from RefSeq and is a predicted model, not a curated record. Gene Ontology annotation, biological process: vesicle-mediated transport; intracellular protein transport.
ACGAUGCACAACGGGCAAUUGAGUCGACCUUAAUCUGCGCUAUCGUUCACGUUAUCAGUGCGCGACAAGAUAUCGUCGACACUUCACCUGUAUAGUGUAAGUGGCUGUGGCUAAAACGAUGACCUGCAAGGACCGGCUGCCGGAGUUACGACGUAUAGCGAGUUCUGCCGCUGCUAGUACAGAAAGCGAGCCAUUCGAUGUUGAGGGCGGGGAAACGUUGCCGCCGCCCGCCCAGCACCAACAGAUACAGGAAAUUAUUAUAGAGGUAGAGAAGACUCGCGCUUGGAUCAAUGAUAUAAUACAGAACACUCUUCAUAUUCGGCGUCUGCACAGCGAUCCUACCUACCAUACUAACACCGUACUACAGGACCGGGUGGACUCAUUGAUAACAGCAUCUAAUGCGACGGGCUUGAAGGUAUGCGGCGCCCUACGUCAGCUCGAAGAACGCUGCAAGUCGGCAGGAUCAGCUGCGGCAGGGCGCAUCACCAGACUACAGUAUGCGGUUACUCGUAGAUUAUAUGCUGAUGCACUUGAGGAUCACCAUCGCGUAUUGCAACUUCUGCGGGAUCAUCAAUUACGCCUGUUGCAUGACCAGAUCAGACUAACAAAUCUAAGUAUAACAGACGAAGAAUGCGAGCGGCUCCUAGAUUCAAACAACAUCUCCUUCUUUGUGGAUAAUGUAGAAGCAGAAACAUCACAGGCGCGACUGGCACUAAGAGAGGCUGAGGUGCGACGCGAUGAUUUAGCCAGAGUGGAGGCAGCCCUGCAGAAUGUUCGGGACUUGUUCGUUAACCUAGCACAUCUAGUUGCCGCUCAGCAAGAGCAAGUGGACAGCGUAGAAUAUUAUGCGUUGCAAGCAACUGAGCGGGUAGAAUAUGGCGGACAGGAGCUUCUUAAAGGGACAGUCUCCAGGAGAAAAGCGAAAAAGAAAAAGAUUGGGUUAAUACUAUGUCUAACAUCGGGUUUCCUCAUCGUCCUCCUAGUGCUUAUAUACACGUAGAGAUAAUUUAAGAACUUAUUUAUUCAGCGACGAAUACUUAAUGUAAAUACGCAAAUGAAGCUAGUCAUAAGUACAUCCUAUAGAAUAUGUUGCUAAAUUAAUAUUAAUAAGUUAGGUAAAUGUCAGAGGUCAAUCGCUAUUACAACGCAAGUAACAUGAAUGACGUUAAUACUAAGUUUAUGUUAAUUAGACUUUGGCAUGUAAAGUUAAAUAUUAUAGUCAAUAAAUGUUUUCAUUAAAAUAUAAACUUCAUAUAGAAGUUGCC